This is a messenger RNA of Xylaria bambusicola, 3407 nucleotides long. RefSeq lists its product as uncharacterized. Bases 150 to 2840 code for a protein of 896 amino acids. Lineage: Eukaryota; Fungi; Ascomycota; Sordariomycetes; Xylariales; Xylariaceae. The transcript is spliced from 5 exons. The record is from RefSeq and is a predicted model, not a curated record.
GUGAGGCUCACUUGUAAAUUACUUAGCAACACUGCUGAGUCAGAUCACAUCAAAGCCUGAUAGAUACCUCAUUUGAAGCCUCUCAUUGAGACAACAAAAGAUUCAAGAAGGGCCUUUCGAAUCACACAAUUCUUGCUUCAGAUGUGGAAAUGGCCGCCGAGAACCCCACAGAGUCAAUCGCAGAUCGCGUAGCCCAGAGUCUGGCCGCAUUUGAAGCAAUCAAUACGGUUGAGAUCCAAGCAGAGCUUGGCGAUUCAGAAGUCUCUGGGGUGCAAAUGAUAGGGGACCAACUGUCAAAGUUCAAGCUAUGGGCCGGCAAUAUAGCAGCGCAUCGAACUGGACGCAGUUCUUUAGAUUAUCGCCUCCGAGACUCGUCUCACCUCCAUGCACAAGUGAUGAGGUUGCUUGCCGAUUUAAUCACCUCACUGCAUGAAAUGCAUUCAAUACUAUCCGGAGAAACACUUCCGUGGGACCAGGACCAUGGGGAAGCUAGUGAACUCGACGAUGAACUCAAGGAUCUCCUUGCCAACGAAGAUUUCGAAUUCAAUUCAGAAUUAAGCCAGUUGACGAGGGAAAUUACUGACACCGUUGGUAGUUUGCUAAGACUUUCAAUAUCGCUUCGAAACCCUGCGCCACACGACCGCUUCAUGUCGAAUGAGUACGCAAAGGUGCACUACUUUGAAGCAAAUGAUAAAGCUCAUGUGGAAGCUAAGUUUCCAAGCCUAAGUCAAACUCUGGUUAAAAGGUUGGGCCAAGCACUAUCCAUGAGGCGACAGUAUUUCAGGUACCGGAAAUCCCAUCAUGAGAAACUGGCUCGCGGCUUGUUCGAUUCCGGGCGGUCCGAAGCUGGUGCACAGAGCACGAUUGCAUCAUCUAUUCCCAUAGCAAUGAGAGUUCAUGGAGCUUUACCAUCAUUCGGAGAACUAGACGAGGAUGAACGUUCCGAUACGGGUUUCUCUCAAACUUCUUUCGCUACCACUGCUCCAGAGUCUAAUCAACUCAGAAUACCCCCUUUACCAAGAAGAGCCUAUGAUGGUCCAUUUGAAUGUCGAUUCUGUUUCAUGUUGAUAUCAGUUAGCAGUACACAUCAAUGGAAGAAACACGUUCUCCGCGACUUACGGCCAUACAUUUGUCUGGCCGAAGACUGUACAACAGCUAGUAGAGAAUACAGUCGCCGCCACGAAUGGAUGUACCACAUGUUCCAGAAGCAUUGGAAAAGUUGGACAUGUCCAUAUCAAUGUGGAUUAGAUAGCACAACGGAAUUAAACUUGCACCAGCACAUUAGCAGAAUCCACGGGUCAAAAACGGACAUGGAAGUCGAUGCGCUGAUUGCGAAAUGCAGUCGAACUCUAUCAAUAUCUCCAUCUUCUCCUGUCGAGUGUCCCUUUUGCCAAGUUGCCCUGGAAUCCAGUGCGCAAUACCAGCGGCACGUAGGUCGUCAUCAAGUCGAUUUGGCCCUUUUUGCCCUUCCAGACGUUGAAGAUGACGAUGAGGAACCCGAUGAAGCAAAUGCAGACCAGGAAACCAUAUCUACCCACAGCGGAAGCUAUUCUGAAGCAAGGAGUGACGACAUCUCGCCACGUAGAACGCCGUCACCUACUCCAAGUGGCUUAUUAAAUGCCCAUGAAGAGCCUAUUACUCCUAGGAACGAUACUGGCCCUUGGGUAUUUGAUGGAAGUUCAGAGCGUGUCUCGCAUGAGAGCACAAGAGAAGACGCUAUGGGAAGGGUAGCAUUAGCCGAACAGACAGAAACUAUUACCGAACUUUAUCCAGAAGGACAUGAAGGAGAGAACGUUCCCUCCAAGCUCCGGCCAUCGGAAGACAGCGUGGAGGAGAGGCAGGAUAGUGUGCGGUUUGCCGACGAAAUGGAUGAUAUCGAGGUUAAGGUUAGACACCGAGAUUCGCGGGGGAAUCCACACCGUCUGUCGCCCACAACCAAACCGGUCACCAUCGAACGAGAGAUCAUCACUGAGGAUCAUGAUAUUGACACCACUCACUAUCCAGAUAUUGAUAUCGUUCGCUUUCAAGAUAUUGACCAAGGCAUCACGCGAGCGGAAGGGUCUAAUAUGCGGGACCGUGGAUUGAUCGAUGAACUCGAGAUCAAGCAGCGGCGAGCCAUUGCGAAGCUCACAGCCGACCCCACCAUCUCCGACGACUACGAGCUUGUUCGUGUUAGUAAUGAACUCGAGGAACUUAGACUCCUCGCCAGAGUCGAACUAGAGAAGAAACGCCGCGAACGGAGCGCCAAUGAAGAGCACGAGCUGCGUGAGGCUAAAAGAGAGCUGGACCAAAUCCGUGAGAAAAUUGAGCGUGAAGAGUUAGAGCGUCGUAUUAAGCAGAAGAUAGAACUUGAUCGUUUAAAAAAGGAGGAAGCUGCGCUUGCUGAAAAGAGGCGCCGCGAGCAGGAGGCUGAAGAGGCCGUUGAGGAAUACAAGAAAAAAGAAGCCGAGAGGCUGGAGUACGAGCGCGAGUAUAAGCAGCGCCUCCAGGAAACAUUAUUACAGUCUGGUCUUGAGGAAAAACAGAUAAAUGCGCUUCUCGAGGGGCAGGAAAAUCAGGAAUUGAAGCCAAAAGAUAAGAUCACCAAAGAAGAGAUUCAACGGCCCACAUACACACGUUUUGCCCGACGACAUCUCUCACUCGAGACUCUGCGCGUCCACAAGGUUGACUUUGUAUUGGACGAAGAUCCAGAUUAUGUCUUAGUCAAGCGAUGGGUUCCUGAAGACGAACAAGAUAUCCUCUGGAAGCACACGAGGGUUAUUCGCGAGCAGCGCAACAGCAAGCCUAGUCUACCCAUUCAAGGCGGCGAAAAGAAAUCUGGUGACGGAGAGCACAUCUAACUUGGAUCCAAGUAUGUUCGUCAAAGUGUUGUAAAUAGAGCAAUUACUUGUCCGUCUACCUAAAGCUUUUCCUUCCCUGUCUCUCUGUCUUCUUUUUUUCAAGCGAGGCUAGGUCUGUAGUAACCUUUCUUCUAAAUCUGUAACAGGCAGCUGUUCUUAAAUGCUGUCAUUUGAUUUCUAUCAUUCGCACACAGUAUGCCACCAAAGUUUGAAUGGUACGCUAUAUGACGGCUAUUCAUCAAAAUGUACGCAUUUGUUUCUCGAUGUUUGCAGAAGGAACAAGGUCAAAGAGGGCUAAGUUAUCCAGUUUGCCAUCUCUAUACUUGUUGGUGGUUAGAAGUGUUGAAAUUGAAGGUGCUUGGGUAGGGUUGGUGAUAGCUUCAAGCAGUAGGUGCAGCUAACGGCGUCAUUUUGCAUACUGUAGUUUUGGUAGGCGGCCGUAUAUAAACUGUAUCGGCAGCUGACUUCCAGUUGGAAACACCCGCCAGCUGCAGCUUUAUUGAUGGAUUACCAACUGCAGAUCUGACGCUACUCUUAUUUUCCUUCCCGUGGGGGCCGAAGGGUAGA